AGCUAUUCCAGAAAUUAUGGAGAAAGAAGUAGAAGUCCAAAGGCACUCUGGAAAAGCUGAGAAGGAAUCUCAGAUGGCAGAAGAGGAGGUCUCUCAAACUCCAAUAGCCAUUUUUGAAGAACCAAAUGAAGCUGAAGAUAGUGACUCACUCUCAAGAUACAUAUCAAAUUUUGCACUUGAUGAAGCAGAAGGAGAAUCUGAGAGGACACUAAAGAUCACUGAUGAAGAAGAUGUGCAAGAAGAUGCUGAAUCUCUUCCUUUGCAACUCUUUCAAAGGACAUCAUCUCCUCAUCAGGUAACUAAUUUUCACUUCCAUAGCUCUUCCAUUCCUACUCUUCCGGAUGAGAUACCGGAAACCUGGACAAAGAAGGUCCAAGGGCUGAUUGAGUCAGCCCUAGCAUCUCAACAUGCCUCCUUUAGGCAAGAGAUAGAGCUAAUGGAAGCCAAACACACUGAGCUGAUAGAGAAAUCUGAAGAGAAACACAACGCUGAUCUCAAGGAGAUAAGUAAAUCAGUAGAAAAGGCUCUAGAGAUCAUCUCUCUAUUGAGUAAAACUAUCAGCCCUAGCUAUAGCUUCAGCAAUCAGGUAGUAACCAAAGACUACUUGAAGGUGAUCAUUGACAAUCAAAAGGAAGCAUACAAGCUGUUCAGACUUAUUGGUGCACAUUCUGGGAACCGCAAGAUGGAAGUAAUUCUCCAACAACACAGUCCAUUUCCAAUACCACAGCUCCCUAUUGCAGUCAACGAAGGAGAAGCAUCUUAUGUCCCUUCUCAUCUGCACAUGACUAAUCUGAUCCUUGAAGCACAUCAAAGAAAUCCGGAAAACUCAGCACAGCACCUAUCCAGCUCAGGACUGGAUGGAACAGAAUUUAUAGGUGCAGUUGCUGACCACUUCUCAGAUGCUGCUCAAACAGAGGAAAGGCGUGAAAACUUAAGGCGCAUCAAAGAACUAUGUGGGAACAUGCAGGGCAUCAGUGAAGUUGCCGGAUCUUCAAAACGCAAAAGGAACUGAAGGUUCUUUUCAUCAAACCAGGGGGAAAGUAUGUGAAAACAUUUGUUUUGAUGAAAACACCCUCUCGUUUAAACAUUGCUUGAUUGGUUUAAACAUUGCUUAAGUAUGCCUUAAUUGCGCUUAUUAUGCUUGAUUAUGCUUAUCUCAAGUAUGAUUUUGUCUUAAUUAUUUUUCUGAAGCGCAUACAAUCAGGGGGAAUGUAAUUCAGGGGGAACUUACCUAGUUUUGGCUAACAAUUAUUUUUGGCAAUGAAUUAUUGAUAAGCUC
Messenger RNA from Cuscuta campestris, 1279 nucleotides. The record is from the annotation of a GenBank genome assembly. Lineage: Eukaryota; Viridiplantae; Streptophyta; Magnoliopsida; Solanales; Convolvulaceae.